This is a messenger RNA of Lemur catta (Ring-tailed lemur), 5806 nucleotides long. It is a transcript of the gene WASHC4, whose product is annotated as WASH complex subunit 4. The record is from RefSeq and is a predicted model, not a curated record. The coding region runs from base 81 to 3599 and encodes 1172 amino acids. Gene Ontology annotation, cellular component: WASH complex; endosome. Gene Ontology annotation, biological process: endosomal transport; endosome organization. NCBI's taxonomy places the organism in Eukaryota, Metazoa, Chordata, Mammalia, Primates, Lemuridae. The transcript is spliced from 33 exons.
CGUGCGGCGGCAUCCGCUGGGUGAGGCUGCCGUCGCCGCACUGGCUGGUUGGGACUGUGUCUGUGGGAGGCGCCGGGGUGAUGGCGGUGGAGACUCUGUCCCCCGACUGGGAGUUUGACCGCGUUGACGACGGCUCGCAGAAAAUUCAUGCUGAAGUUCAACUUAAGAAUUAUGGGAAAUUUCUUGAGGAGUAUACAUCUCAGUUGAGAAGAAUUGAGGACGCCCUGGAUGACUCAAUUGGAGAUGUCUGGGAUUUCAAUCUUGAUCCUAUAGCAUUAAAGCUUUUGCCUUAUGAGCAGUCUUCUCUUUUGGAACUCAUAAAGACUGAAAACAAGGUCUUAAACAAAGUCAUCACUGUUUAUGCUGCACUUUGUUGUGAAAUCAAGAAAUUAAAAUACGAGGCUGAAACCAAAUUUUACAAUGGUCUCUUGUUUUAUGGAGAAGGAGCUACAGAUUCCAGCAUGGUGGAAGGUGAUUGCCAGAUUCAAAUGGGGAGAUUUAUUUCAUUCUUACAGGAACUGUCUUGUUUUGUUACGAGGUGCUAUGAAGUGGUGAUGAAUGUAGUCCAUCAGUUGGCUGCCCUCUAUAUCAGUAACAAAAUUGCACCCAAAAUUAUAGAGACAACUGGAGUUCAUUUUCAGACUAUGUAUGAGCACUUGGGAGAACUGCUAACAGUUUUGCUCACCCUGGAUGAGAUUAUCGAUAAUCAUAUCACACUGAAAGACCACUGGACUAUGUACAAAAGGUUACUGAAAUCUGUCCAUCAUAAUCCUUCAAAAUUUGGAAUUCAGGAAGAAAAACUAAAGCCAUUUGAAAAGUUCUUGCUGAAGUUAGAAGGGCAGUUACUUGAUGGAAUGAUAUUCCAGGCUUGUAUAGAACAACAGUUUGAUUCUCUCAAUGGAGGAGUAUCUGUGUCAAAAAACAGCACUUUUGCAGAGGAAUAUGCACAUAGUAUUCGCUCAAUUUUUGCAAAUGUAGAAGCCAAACUUGGAGAACCUUCUGAAAUUGACCAGAGAGACAAAUAUGUUGGAAUUUGUGGACUCUUUGUAUUGCACUUUCAAAUCUUUCGAACUGUUGAUAAAAAAUUUUAUAAGUCUUUAUUGGACAUUUGUAAGAAGGUACCAGCCAUCACUCUAACUGCUAAUAUUAUUUGGUUUCCUGAUAAUUUUCUGAUCCAGAAAAUACCAGCAGCUGCCAAACUUCUAGACAGAAAAAGUCUUCAAGCCAUUAAAAUACACAGGGAUACUUUCUUACAACAGAAAGCUCAGUCGCUUACCAAAGAUGUACAGUCUUACUACGUCUUUGUGAGCUCAUGGAUGAUGAAAAUGGAAUCUAUUUUAUCUAAAGAGCAGAGAAUGGAUAAAUUUGCUGAAGACCUCACCAACAGAUGUAAUGUUUUUAUACAGGGCUUUUUAUAUGCAUAUAGUAUUAGUACCAUUAUUAAGACAACAAUGAAUCUCUAUAUGUCCAUGCAAAAGCCAAUGACCAAGACCUCAGUUAAGGCAUUGUGCAGGCUUGUUGAACUUCUCAAGGCAAUAGAGCAUAUGUUCUACAGAAGAAGCAUGGUUGUGGCUGAUUCAGUUUCACAUAUAACACAACACCUUCAACAUCAGGCUCUUAAUUCUAUUUCUGUGGCCAAGAAAAGAGUAAUUUCUGACAAAAAAUACAGUGAACAGCGUCUUGAUGUGCUCUCUGCUCUAGUUUUGGCUGAAAACACUCUAAAUGGACCAAGCACAAAGCAACGACGACUUAUUGUUUCUUUGGCACUAAGUGUUGGCACACAAAUGAAAACAUUUAAAGAUGAAGAACUCUUUCCACUUCAAGUAGUCAUGAAAAAAUUAGAUCUCAUCAGUGAACUUAGAGAACGGGUCCAAACACAAUGUGACUGUUGUUUUUUGUACUGGCAUCGAGCUGUCUUCCCAAUUUAUUUGGAUGAUGUAUAUGAAAAUGCCAUUGAUGCAGCCAGAUUACAUUAUAUGUUCAGUGCUUUACGGGACUGUGUACCUGCUAUGAUGCAUUCAAGGCACUUGGAGUCCUAUGAGAGACUUCUGGAUUGCUAUGACAAGGAAAUUAUGGAAAUUUUAAAUGAGCAUUUACUGGACAAGUUGUGCAAAGAAAUAGAGAAGGAUCUGCGACUUUCUGUGCAUACUCAUUUAAAGCUGGAUGACCGAAACCCUUUCAAAGUUGGCAUGAAAGACCUAGCCCUUUUUUUCUCUCUGAAUCCAAUUCGGUUUUUCAAUCGUUUUAUUGACAUUCGAGCUUAUGUAACUCACUACCUAGACAAGACUUUCUACAAUCUAACAACAGUAGCUCUUCACGACUGGGCCACUUACAGUGAAAUGAGAAAUUUAGCUACUCAGCGUUAUGGAUUGGUUAUGACAGAGGCACAUCUUCCUAGUCAGACUUUGGAACAGGGCCUUGAUGUUUUGGAAAUUAUGAGAAACAUUCAUAUAUUUGUGUCUCGAUACCUCUAUAAUCUCAAUAAUCAGAUUUUUAUUGAACGAACAAGCAAUAACAAACAUUUGAAUACUAUUAAUAUCCGUCAUAUUGCUAAUUCAAUUCGAACACAUGGCACAGGAAUCAUGAAUACAACAGUUAAUUUCACCUACCAGUUUUUGAAAAAGAAGUUCUAUAUAUUUAGCCAGUUUAUGUAUGAUGAACAUAUCAAAUCCAGAUUGAUUAAAGAUAUUCGGUUUUUCAGGGAAAUCAAGGACCAAAAUGAUCAUAAGUAUCCUUUUGAUAGAGCAGAAAAAUUUAAUCGAGGCAUAAGAAAACUUGGAAUAACACCAGAGGGACAGAGCUACCUUGAUCAGUUCAGGCAACUCAUCAGCCAAAUUGGUAAUGCUAUGGGCUAUGUACGAAUGAUAAGAUCUGGUGGUCUUCAUUGUAGCAGCAAUGCCAUUAGAUUUGUGCCUGAUCUUGAAGAUAUUGUAAAUUUUGAAGAACUAGUAAAAGAAGAAGGUCUUGCAGAAGAAACAUUAAAAGCAGCAAGGCAUUUGGAUUCAGUCCUCAGUGAUCACACACGAAAUUCUGCUGAAGGCACAGAAUAUUUCAAAAUGCUUGUAGAUGUUUUUGCUCCGGAAUUUCGAAGGCCAAAGAAUAUACAUCUCCGAAAUUUCUAUAUCAUUGUUCCCCCUCUGACCCUCAAUUUUGUAGAGCAUUCCAUUAGUUGCAAGGAGAAGUUGAAUAAAAAAAAUAAAAUUGGAGCUGCCUUUACUGAUGAUGGCUUUGCCAUGGGUGUGGCUUACAUUCUAAAGCUUUUGGAUCAGUACCAGGAGUUUGACUCACUUCACUGGUUCCAGUCUGUUAGAGAGAAAUACCUGAAGGAGAUAAGGGCAGUUGCUAAGCAACAGAAUGUGCAGUCAACUAGUCAAGAUGAAAAACUGCUACAAACCAUGAAUCUCACUCAGAAGCGACUGGAUGUCUAUCUACAGGAAUUUGAAUUGCUAUAUUUCUCACUGAGCAGUGCAAGAAUUUUCUUCAGAGCAGACAAGACUGCAGCUGAAGAAAACCAAGAGAAGAAAGAGAAAGAAGAAACUAAAACAAGCAAUGGAGACCUGUCUGACAGCACUGUGUCUGCUGAUCCUGUUGUGAAGUGAUAUUGAUGAUAUGCAUUGCCCACAUGAAAUCAUCAGAGUUGUGUUAAAACUUUUGCCAAUGAAAUGGAUGUUAUAAGCUGUUGAUGAAUUGUUUCCUGGGUCACAUCUCUGGAAAAUACUUAGAUGCUGCAACUCUUUAAGGCAGUGCUCUAUUUCCAAAGGCUCUACUUUUCAACAGUUGAGAAUGAGAUUGUAAAGUUGGAUCUUUGCCUGGACUUCAGGCUAGGAGACAUUUCUAGGAACAGUUAUUUGAAAUGAAGUUAUAGAAGGGCAAAUCCAGAUUCGUAUACUAUCACCUCAGAUCUCUUGUAAUCUACGUGUUUGUAAUUUUUAUUUGCAUAGGUCUUUGAUCCAUUUUUAUCUAAAGUCUUUGGAAAUUCAUUGCAUAUACCAUAUGUAGCCAGUAAAUACAUGCUUAAAAAAAGAAAUUGAGCCUGAGAUUCAUGAAACAUACAUAUCAAUUUCUUAUAAAAGGAAUAUAUGAAGAUGGCUUUGAUACUAGAGGUGAGACAUAAGUGUGUUAAUACCCUUUGUGUACAGUAUAACUGGUGAUUAUUCAACUCAUUGUUAAUUUCAUGUGACUCAGCUGCUGAUGUCUUUGAUAUAAGACAUUUUAUAACUAGUUUACAUUGCUUUGAGAACAUUUAACCUCCAACUGCUUUAAAUUUAAGAUUUACUUAAUAUUCAAAGAAAAUUCAGAUAAAGCCAUAGAAUCCUGUUUGAAGCUUCAGUUCUGUUCUCGUUGGUUGAAGGGACUAUAUAUGAUACCAGGAAAAAAAAAAAAUGAAUGAAUUAUUUGUACAUCCAAACUCAGGUUUCUUCUAUAUUAGGUUGAAUUGAAAUCUUAGUGAUGGUUUGGACAGCCUUUUUCUUUAUAUCAAGUAUAAUCUAAGACAUCAGAUUAAAUAAUAAUGGUACUGUUCAGGCUUUUAAAAAAUUACCAUUGUGAGAAUAAAGUUCUAAUAAAAUUAAUCACUUACUGAUUUAAAAAGUACAGAAAGAUUUUGAGUAAAUUUAGUUCCCAAUAAGCUGUUAGCUUUAUUUUUGUAAAGGUAUGUCAGUUAUUAAAUAAUCCUUUUUAAAAAUAUAAUGAUACCUUUACAAUAAAUUCAAGAGUUUAAAACUUGAAAUGUAAAACAAACAUCAUUUUGGGAAAUGCUUGAUUUUUCUAUUGCACUUGCCCGCUAAACAUUUCUUUGGAUAAAUCCUACAAGUAAUUCUAACAUUGUUCUUUAAUUCCAGCUUUUGGUAGGGUGUACAAUGCCCUGUCUGUACUAAUUGGUUAGGGUCAGGGUAACUUUCCCAGCCUAUGAUAAAUACUUUUACUAUUAAAAGAAGAAGCAAAAUACAUAGGAAAUGUAUUUUGUUUAUUAUGUAAACAUGGCUUACAGAAUUAUGGACAAUGGAUGGAUUAAAGGCAUUUAAUAUUUGUAAUUCAUACUAACUGUAGAAAUGGCCCUAAAGCAUGCUGCAUAACUAAUAAUUUAUAUUUUCAUUAUUGUAAAUGUUUAUAUUAAUGAUCUUGCAUUUGAUUAUAUCAAAUUAGUCACCAUUUCAUAGCAACAGCAUUAUUUUGUCUGUUUUUUCCCUCUAACUUCCCUGAAAUACCUUUUAAUAGGGAUAGAAAUUGUGAUUAGAAGAGAAUCAGAUGUUCUCUGUUCAUUGUCCCCACACAUGUAAAUUAUUUAUUUUAUCAGUACUGGAUAGAGUUCACAUGCUGACUCCCUGGGUACCUACAAUUGAGAAGAGAGUGAUGGAUUAUUAUUUUACCUUUAGUUCAAAAUAAUGUCAUUGCAGUCUGGAUAAAUUAUAAUAAAUUCAUAUAUUUGAAAUAAGAUCUUAGAAACGAUUAAUAUUUAAAUGGUAUUAAACUGCAGAGCAAGAGGGCUUCAGUAUAUUCAUACCUAAGUUCAUACAUACAGUUGGAUGAUGAUUUUCCUUGCUAACAUAUUAAUGUUGAUAUUUUUAUUUUUUCAAACAUACUGUAAUUUAAAAAUUGUGAGCAUUUGUUGUAAGUUCACAGAAAACUUAAUGUUGUUCAAAUUCUCAGGAAUUAAGGACUAACUAUAGCAUUGUCAGUUCUAAUUAAAUUUUGUAAAAGAUGGCAAGUUUGUUACCUCACUUGAGUGGGGCUUCCCCCUCCCCCCAGUUCUAAGAUAAUACAAUAUGUAUAAUAAAACAUUAAUAAAUAUAAUUUCAAAAUUUUC